CACCGGAAGUAGUUGUCAUUGUUUACUCUAGAUUCGUGCAGCAGUAUGAGCGAGCUCUCAAGUGGUUUUUAUUUCUGUAAUAUUUUUUAACGUUUCAAAUUAACUCUGGAGGAAGCCGUUGCUUUGUUGGAACUAUAUUUGGUUGUAAUGAUAAUCUCAUUCUCCUGGGCUAUUUAUUUUAUAUUCGUGUCGAAACCGCUGUUCGGCAAAAACUAGCUCACCGGCGUUAGCCAUGGCUCGAUGACAUUUAGCACUUUGACGUCGUGAAUGAAUCCAGAGGCAGCAGAUGGAUUUCUCAAAGUUCCUGGACGACGACUUUGACGUGAAAGACUGGGUGAAUGGCGCCUUUAAAGUGGUGCAGAAGGAUGCACCGGGGAAGGCGGAUACACACGCUGCGACGCUGGUCAUGAAGCUGCAGCUUUUUAUCCAGGAAGUAAACAAUGCAAUUGAGGAAAGCAGCAACCAGGCGCUGCAGAACAUGCCCAGAGUCCUGCGAGAUGUGGAUGCAUUGAAGCAGGAAGCUACUUUCCUCAAGGAGCAAAUGGUUCUGGUCAAAGAGGACAUCAAGAAGUUUGAGCAGGACACAGUGCAGUCCAUGCAGGUCCUGGUGGAGAUCGACCAAGUGAAGAGUCGCAUGCAAGUGGCAGCGGAGGCGCUACAGGAGGCUGAUAAAUGGAGCACACUCAGUGUGGACAUAGAGGAGACCUUCAAAUCACAGGAUCUCUUAGCCAUCUCAUCCAAGCUAACCAGCAUGCAGAACAGCCUGGCGAUGCUGGUGGAUACGCCCGACUACUCUGAAAAGUGUGUCCAUCUGGAGGCUCUUAAAAACAGACUGGAGGCCCUGGCAAGCCCUCAAAUAGUGGCGGCAUUUAAUUCCAUGUCUGUAGAUCAAGCCAAACUGUUUGUUAAAGUCUUCUCGGAGAUCGACAGGAUGCCGCAGCUCCUUGCAUACUACUACAAGUGUCAUAAAGGCCAGAUUGUGAAUAUGUGGCAAGACCUCUCUCAGAGCGAGCUGGGCCUGAAUCAGCAGUUGUCGGAAUUCUAUGACACUUUGUUGUCCACUCGGCACGCUCAGCUCCAGUGGUGCAGCCAGGUGUUCAAGAACCCUCACGAGGUGGUGACGGUGUUGCUCAUCCAAACUCUGGGCGCCAUGGUGCCCUCCAUCCCCAUGUGCCUAAGCACGGCCAUGGAUCGGGCAGCUCAAGAUGAGCGUCUCGACACCCUGCUGGAGCUCAACCACACUACGCUCACCUUCUGCCGCAACUUGGAAGCCGCCAUGACACCGCACCUCGGCGAGAACAACCUCCUGAAGGUGACUGAGCUCGUGUGCGCGCUCUACGACCCUUACAAGCCUUACCAGUUGCAGUAUGGAGAGCUGGAGGAAAAUCAUCUCCUCAUUCAAAUCAGCGCCGUCCCCUUGGAACACGGGGAGAUCAUCGAUUGCGUGGAGGAGCUGAAGCACUCUGUGGGGAAGAUGUUCGGCCUGGCGAGCGGCGCCGUGGACCGCUGUGUGAAACUGACCGACGGGCUCGGCGUGUGCGGCCUCCUCAAGGCUCUUAAAGCGCUUUUCACCAAGUACGUGUCCGACUUCUCGACGACACUGCAGUCAAUCAGGAAGAAGUGCAAACUGGAGGACACGCCCACUUCUUCUGCUUUCCAGGAGGACUGGACCUCAUUCCAGAACUCAGUCAGGAUUAUUGCCACGUGUGGCGAGUUACUGAGACAAUGUGGCGCCUUUGAACAGCAGUUGUCAAACAAGAUCAUGGGCACGGCAGGCAAGUACCUGUCGGAGUCGUACAGCCCUCGCAGCCUGGCGGGCAUCCAGGAGGCCAGUGGCGGCGAGAGGAAGGGCGCCACCAAAAAUCCCUGGCAGGACUACAACUACCUCCAGAGGGGCAGCGUGGCUGAGUAUAACAGUCUCAUGGAGGUGCUCUACUUGUUGAAGGAGAAAGGCGCCGGCAACUCCAAUCUCCUCGCCGAGCCCAGAGCGGCGCUGACCCGACUCAACCAGCAGGCCCAUCAGCUGGCCUUUGACUCGGUCUUUUUGCAAAUCAAACACCAGCUGAGCCCCGUCGCCAAGAUGGAGAGUCAGGAGUCGGCGGGUUUAGGAGAGAACUUCACCGAGGACCUGCCCACGUUCAGCCUGUCACCACAAGAGUACAUCACAAAUAUAGGUCAGUACCUGAUGUCUCUCCCGCUCCACUUGGAACCGUUUGUGACGCAAGAGGAUCCAGCGCUGGAGUUAGCCUUGCACGCUGGGAAGUUGCCUUUUCCUCCAGAGCAAGGCGAUGACCUUCCUGAAUUGGACAACACGGCUGACUAUUGGCUUGGCUCCAUCGCUCGGGCCACCAUGCAGACAUACUGCGAGGCCAUUCUGCUCAUCCCCCGUCUGAGCGCACAUUCCACCAAGCAGCUGGCCACGGAUAUCGACUACUUGAGCAACGUGAUGGAUGCGCUGGGCCUGCAGCCUUCUCGCAGCCUUCAGCAGAUCGUCACCCUGUUGAGGGCCAAGCCAGACGACUACAGACAAACCGCCAAACAGUUGCCUCGGCGACUGGUGGCGACCAUCGCCGCCCUCCGCUCCAUUGACCACUAAAAAAAACAAAAAAACACUCUUCUGUUUUCAAUGACACCGCUCUGUCCACUUUGGUAUACCAAUGCAGGGUUUGAAAUUAUUCUACGUUACUUAUUUCUGCGUCUCGGCUUUACCUUCGUUUUUUGCAAUACCACCUUAUCAAAUCAGGGUACGCCUAAGAGCAUUUAACAUCCAUUGCAUCAAUUUAUUGAUUAUAUAUUUUGCCAGUUCUAUUUUUGGUGAUCAACUAUUUACUGAGCUUCAUAUUCUUAUCGUUCUUUUUCAUUGUGCACCAUUCAAGUAAAAUUAUACAGCAUCUUUUAAAGUAUGUAAAUGUGUAUAUAAAACAUUUACACAGCAU
Messenger RNA from Syngnathus acus (greater pipefish), 2936 nucleotides. RefSeq names its product component of oligomeric golgi complex 7 (gene cog7). The record is from RefSeq and is a predicted model, not a curated record. Gene Ontology annotation, biological process: intracellular protein transport; Golgi organization; retrograde vesicle-mediated transport, Golgi to endoplasmic reticulum. NCBI's taxonomy places the organism in Eukaryota, Metazoa, Chordata, Actinopteri, Syngnathiformes, Syngnathidae. Gene Ontology annotation, cellular component: COG complex. The coding region runs from base 287 to 2596 and encodes 769 amino acids. The transcript is spliced from 17 exons.